CAUCCGGUAAACAUGGUGGUUUCGAACUGUCCAGCGUCGACGAUUUCGGCACCUGCCGCGUCUCUCGUCUACGUGCGCGCUCGUACGGGUGCCGCGCGGACGGCGUAGAAGGGGCGACCCCGGGCUCGAGCCAUGCGUCUGAGAGGACCCUCCGCUCGCUGAGCGCCGCCGAGCGAUGCUGUCUCGGCUGGCGACGGCGUUGUCCAACGCCGUGGACGCCCUGGCGCCUCCGCUGCCGCUCAGCGAGGAGUUUGUGUGGCACUGGCAGUGCGUGAUGCGUUUCUACACGGACCGUCACUCGUCCAGCCAGAAGCCCAUCGAGCUAACGGGCCUGCCCGGCCGACUGGAGGAGAUGUCCAAGCUGCUCGAGCAGGAGGAGGCCGAGCUGGGAUCGGACUCCCUGGGACCGUGCCUUGAGCAGUUGCUGCAGCGUCGGAUGCUCGACCAGAUGAGUGCGCUGGCCCGGGCCGACGCUCCGCCGGGCAUCAAGCGCUGCGUGCUGCAGUUCGUGAGCCGUCUGCUCGCGAGCAGCGGCCAGGCGCUGCUGCCGCAGAUGGCUGUCUCGACGGCCGUGCACAAGCUGGUCGGCCUGUGCGGAGAAGUGCUGGCGGCUCCUACCGAGCGAGACGAGGUGCACUUCCUCAACGUGGUGUGCCAGAAGAUCCGCACGGACCCCGGCCUGCUCAACUGCUUCCUCUCGUCCCCCGGAGACCCCCAGGGGGGGGCCGAGGGCCCCUCCUCCCUGCUGAAGGCCCUGCUGACGCUCAUGGAGAGCGCCGACUCGGACGUGUCCACCCUGGCCGCGGAGUGCCUCAUCCUGUGCAUGGCCAACGUGGCCGACGACGUGGCGCGCUACGUCGUCGGCCGCUCGGACGUGUGCACGUGCGUCGUGCGCCACCUAGUGCGCCUUUACACGGCCGUCCCGCGUAGCCUCCACGCCGCGGACAUCGACGAAGCCGUGGCCUUCUGGAGCUCGGACGCCACGGGGGAUGCGGAGGCGCAGCCGGUCUUGGCAUCGGGGAAGCGUCGUCUGCUCUGCUUCUUCAAGUGGCUCGGGUUCGUCGACACGCUGGUGGAGCUGUCCCAUGCCAUCAUCGGGGCCCGUCUGGGGCAGACCUUUGCGGAGGACUUCCUCUGCGGGGUGCUCCGGAGGGACUUUGCAGACGUGCAGACGGAGGAGGCCUUCCUCUUCGAAAUCACUCUAGUCACGACGUGCCUGCGCAACGUCACCUCGGCGCCCCUGGUUGCAGCCUUCGGCGCCUUCCUGCUGGGUGACGCGGAGAGGCCGUCCCUCAAAGACGCGCUCAUUGAGCGCGGUCGCGACCCGGAGGCUUCGCCGCAGCUGUUGCUGGCAACCCUGCAGGUGUUCGAAGAGCUGCUCCAGCGACCGUCCAGGGACAUCCUGGACAGCCUUGUGCUGGGACACCUGGUGGGGCGCGGCUACCACGGCGCUGCCGGCGAGGUGCCAGAGUCGAGCGACGACGACGGUGGCGGCGGCGACCCGAACGACUUCGACGUGUCCCCGGGCUCGUCCCCCGUGAGCCGCACCUUCGCACCAGCCCGCAUCCACCGCAUCCUCAACUGCUUCCUCCUGCUCCUCCCCGACGAGAUCAAGUCCUGCGAGGACACUGGCUACGACGCCUACAUCGCGGACGCCCACCGCCAGUACCAGGAGGCACUGGCAGUCAGCGAAGCCUGGGACUGGCCCAGCGAGCCACUGUGCGAAGAGCACACGAGCGCCGAAGACGACCAGAGUUCGGACUCGCAGCCCGAGGCCGACCACAGGGGCUUCCAGGAAGGGCCCUUCCUGGCAUUCGUUCUGGACACCAUCGAGAAGAUGCACCGACAGCCGUACGACGUCAACCUCCUGGUCACCUCACUGGUGUCGCGACUGGCGCUUUUCGCGCACCCCAACCUCCAUGAGUACCUGCUGAACCCGCUGCUUCCGCUGGCGCCUGGGGCACGCUCGCUGUUCACUUCGCUGCUCAAGGUCGUGGAGGAGAUCCAGGUGGCCGUGAGAGGCACCGACAGUCUGCGGCGGAAGCUGGUGCUCACGCGGAGCGCGCUGCUGGGCGAUGGCGGCGACGACGCGGCACUCGGCGAAGAGUCAUCGGUCCUGGAGGCCCUUAUUGUCAUCGAGGAGUUCUGCAAGGAACUGGCCGCCGUGGCCUUCGUCAAGUACCACGCCGCGUCCUGAGGGAAGACGUCGUGCCUUUCUGGUCCCCCUCCCCGGAGGGAAACAUUUGGUGUGUCCGUCUUUGAGAGACAAUUAUUUUAUUACGGACUAAAUAAAGAAUCAGUCUCGUGCCGGUCGGAGUGCCUCGUGUA
Ixodes scapularis (black-legged tick) is the source of this 2328-nucleotide messenger RNA. RefSeq names its product FHF complex subunit HOOK interacting protein 2A-like. Bases 176 to 2197 code for a protein of 673 amino acids. NCBI's taxonomy places the organism in Eukaryota, Metazoa, Arthropoda, Arachnida, Ixodida, Ixodidae. The transcript has 3 exons. The record is from RefSeq and is a predicted model, not a curated record.